Messenger RNA from Coregonus clupeaformis (lake whitefish), 2959 nucleotides. RefSeq names its product olfactory receptor 10A4-like. Gene Ontology annotation, biological process: G protein-coupled receptor signaling pathway. Gene Ontology annotation, cellular component: membrane. The record is from RefSeq and is a predicted model, not a curated record. Gene Ontology annotation, molecular function: olfactory receptor activity; G protein-coupled receptor activity. NCBI's taxonomy places the organism in Eukaryota, Metazoa, Chordata, Actinopteri, Salmoniformes, Salmonidae. The annotation marks the transcript as partial. The transcript is spliced from 2 exons.
AAUCUGGCGUGUCAACAACAUAAAUGCCCUGAAUACACCUUUUACAAUGUAGAAAAUGACUCUUGCCUUCAAGCCAAUGUGACUGUUGUGACUGACUUCCUCUUCAUUGGGGGUGAGAGAGGGCUGAAAGACGUCUACCUAGAGCUGGCCAUCUUCCUAUUGGUGGUCUACCUGAUGAUCCUGAUUGUAAACCUCAUCAUACUUACCCUGGUGGCGACAGAACCCAAGCUUCAGUCUCCCAUGUACAUUUUCCUCAGCAACCUGUCCCUCAUAGACAUUGUGAUAUCAACCACUGUUCUCCCUAAGAUGAUAGCAGUGUGCUUGUGGAAUGACACAACGAUCUCCUACUCAGCAUGUUUCCUCCAGUUGUAUAUCUAUUUGUCAUUUCAAACCGUCGAGAGCAUGCUGCUGUGUGUCAUGGCCUAUGACCGCUAUGUCGCCAUCUGCAAUCCCUUACGCUACAGCAGCAUUAUCACUAAGAGAGUUUGCGGUAUGUUGGCUACAUCAGCAUGGGCAUCUGGACUCAGUUUACCUGCCUUCUGUGUCAUUUUCACAGCACAAAUGCCCUUCUGUAGCAACAAAAUUAAUUUUUGGUUCUGUGACUUUCCUCCUGUAGUUUCACUGUCCUGUUCGGACUCAACCUUUAUGAUCGACGUGGCUCUUGUGUGUGCUUUAAUAGCGAUCUAUUGCCCGUUCACUGUCAUUGUUUGGUCCUACUUCAGAAUCAUUGUAGCCGUCUGCAAUAUUGCGUCUUCAGAGGGCCGAAUGAAAGCCUUCUCUACCUGCUCCUCACAUCUCACUGUCGUCCUCACCUUCUACCUCGCUCACUCCUGCGUCUACAUCAGUGCCAAAUCUGAAAACGUUCACUGUAAUGUUCUAAUCUUGAUAUCUAUUGUUAACUGCUUUCUGACUCCUGUUAUGAACCCUAUCAUCUAUAGUUUCAGAAACAAAGAGAUAAAGGCUGCACUGAGAAAGCUCUGUUCUGGUAAGGUCGGCUCUGAUGGUGAAUAACAGGGAGACUGUUGAACUGUUGUGGGGAUAAACACUCAAUUAGAAAAUGCAGCUAUACAAAAUGCAGUAAUUUGUCAGGAGACUUGCUGGAUGUCUGAGCAGAUCUAAUUAAACAUUUCUCUGUGGAGAGAGGUGAGAUCAGUAGGGAAUACACAUUGGCACAACAAAGCAAAGCACAUGACAUACAGUUCAGGAUCAGGAAGUACAGUUCAGGAUCAGCACAUACAGUUCAAUCCACCAUAAACGGAGAAUAAAGCCUGGUUUACCUAACAGCUAAUAAUUAAAGUGAUAAUAUUUGUUUCUCUUAACAAUAUCACAUGCAUGUUAAAGUUGAAUUGUUGCUUUUAGUAUAUCAGACAUACACUAAAUUAUGGUAUGAUGAGAUAUUGUCAGUGCUUAAUUCGAGACCUCUCCGUUUUGGAUUGUUUUGUUCCAGUACCUAUCAGGCCGGAUCCGGUACCUCUCGUGGCAUGAAAAAUAAUUAAUGUACAAUUACAAUAAAAGCGAUCAAAGUUCAUUCGAGUUGCCUCUUCGUUAAUUCACCUACCCCCACAAAAAAACGUUAUGUGAAAAAGUCGAUUUUCAGCCCGGGCCUAAUAUUCUAAGAGUUGAUCAGGGUUGGGCCUCCGGUGUUAAUGGUUUGCGCAACAUUGUAGCCUAUGUUUGAGACCAACGCAUGGCUGUGGCUGUGUGAGAAGCGCGCCUGUCUCUCUCACAUAACUAGAAUGAGAUUAACUUUCUAUGAUCUCUCUCCCUCUCUGCUCUGAUAGACAUGAGCCUGCAACUCUCAUCUCUCCAGCGUUGCACUUCAUCAUUUAUUUCCUUAUAGAAUCACAGCCGCACAAAGGGUUCUGGAGGAACUGCAGCAUCCCUGAUUAAUUGAAAUACAUUUGCCAAAAUUAUAGAAUUACUGCAGUCUGUUCAUAAAUAAAUGAAGUAAUUCAGAAUAGCCUACUACACCACGAGAAGGCCUAUAAUUUAGCCACCAAGGAUCAAUAGCUUCUUUUAAAAAAUAGCCUAGUUGUGGAUUGUAGCCCAAUAACAAGGAAUAGCCUACAGUCGGGAACGCGCGUCAAAUCUGUCCGUGAAAAAACAGCAUGCAGACAAAACAGGCCUUUCGCAAUAUUUCAAAUACAAUCGAGGGAAAACACAGGUUGGAAAGCAAAUGGCUCCUGCUGAAAAGUGAAGACUAUGCUGUAGCCUACCAAAAUAGACUAUUGAUGAAUUCAAGACAAUGUCGUUUUCAUUGAUCUCAGAUUCUCAGUUUGUCAGUGUCAAAGUAGCCUGUCAUUUUGAUCAUUUGUGCUGUAUUAAGAAAAAUUCUGCCAGUCUCCAGUCAUGUAAAAUAUCGUAGAUUUGCAUGAAAUGCGUUUAUAAAAGGCCACACUUUCCCCAGACCCUAGGCUACGAGAAAUGUUCCCCAUGUGUGCAACUUUUGUAAGUGCCUCUACUCUACUGCUCUAUGUCACUACACAAAUGCGAUGGUUUUCAUGCAAUCCUUUAUUAUAAAGUUGUAGUUUUUUUCUCAUGCGUUCUGGUACCUCAGAACUCCCCAGGUCAUCCCCCUUCUCACGCUCACUUUUUGUUCCGGCACCUCCCGAUUUACAAAUUAAUUUGUGAUGCUGUAAUUGAUUAUUUGAAUGUUUUGAAAUGUCACAAACAUUCAGAAUGGAUUCUCAUGUUUUAUUAAAUGUUAAUAAAUUAACACAACAAGCUUAAAUCAACUAUUAAUUUCUGUUUUAUCAUCCCUGAAUGGUAAUUUAAGGUAUUGCAAUUCCCAUGUUCACUUUCAAAUAAUGAUCUAACACACACAACAUGUAGAGAUGUUGGAUCUUAAUUUGAUCAACCUUUUGCAGGAGAACUGCAGGAAAUUUAAAACAUGUAGUGUAUGUGAGGUUUAAAUAGGCUUCUUAAGUUUGUCAUUUCCACUUUGAAAUUUCAGACUUGA